UAGGGGGCGGGGUCUGCGUGCGGUGAGGUCACGACGCCGGCUCCUCCCAGCGCAAGUACGCAGGUCAGCGGAGUGCAGUCGCCAGCUCUGGGACCUUGGAGACCCGUGGCUCUCGCGACGAUGGGUGCUCGGCUGAGCGGCGGCCAGGGCGCCCCAGAGCCCGUGCAGGCCCAGCCCCAGCCCCAACCCGGGGCGCCUGAGGCCCCUGAGCGGCCCCAGCCUGAACCCAGUCCCUGGGGGCCACUGGACGAUGUGCGCUUCCUCAUCACCUGCACCUCCUGGUACUGACUCGACACCCUCCGCAGUUACUGCCAGCUGCCAACUGUUGUUGUGCUGUUAUGUUCCUCCCUUGUCGUCCUUUUCCAACCCUGGCGCCCAGGACAGGCUCGGAGAGUCGAGGAGAUAGAUCACGGAGGACUGGAAGGAGGUCUCGGCAGGGCCUCUUCGGCAGCCUCGCCAUGGGGCACCGGCUCGCCUCUAGUUCCUUCCGAAUUUGUUCGCUUCUUAGCCUGCACCCAAACCAGCUUAAACCUUCGUGCUCACCCCCACCCUACAGCUUCUCCAGCCGUCUGGGUUCUGGGGCAGCCCUUCCUGGCCCUGGCUUCCAGAACCAGGCCAGGACUCCUGGUAAGCCCCCAAGACUGCUGACCUCACCUCCUCUCGUCUGUUCCUUAUUGCUAAGAACCGGACCGUUGCUUUUGUCCCUGGUUAUGGCACCAUGUGCCUUGGCUUCGGAGAAGACCUUGCCACAGUGACCCUCCCUGUACUUCUCCUAGGGGGGGCUUGCUUUGCCAUCCUGGAUCCCAGUGAGGCAUUAUCAGGUUGUGUGCCAGGAACCCCAGUAACACUGGGCCUCUGGGGCCAGCCUUUUUGAGAGAGGGGACAUUUGAUUGCUGGGCUGGUAGAUGAGAUGCAUGGGACAGUUCCCAGACACCCCAAAGCACCCUGUUCCCCCUCUCCCAGAAGUUUCUUAAGGCCACUCCCAGAACCUGAUCCUUGUUCCUAUAUCCCAAGAAAACAACACACUCUGUAUUUUUGUUUUAUUUAGAAAUGAUUUAAAAAACAUUAUACAAAGGCUGAUCAGUUUAAAAUGUGACCGACACUGAAAUGCUGUGAUAUUCCCCGGGCCGAGGGGAAGCUGGGCUCUGGGGUCCCCAGUGCAGUGCCCCGUUGUCUGUCUGCCCUGUCCUGGGGUGAUGGGCAAACAGAUGACCACAAGACAGGAGAAUCCGAGAUUGGAAGCCUCCAGGCUGAGCCCUCUCUGGGCCUGGCCCUGCAUCCCUCACAUCUGCAGCCUGAGCUGCCUGCCUCCAUCUCCUGCUCUUUCUCAGCUGGCCUUGGUAGUACCAGGAGCCAAUGGGGAGCCUGGGGAGCCUAGAGCUUUCAAAAAGAGAGAGCACCAACCUGAGGAGUGGAGAGGGACCGGGAAGGGGAGAAGGGAGGCCAGGAAAAGAUGGAUAAAAGAGACACUUCUGAUCUCAUCUUGGACCCUAGAGGGGUCCAUAGGUGGGGACCCAAGGCCCAGCCAGCCCACCCGAUGGCCUGGGCAAGAAACAAUCUCUCUGUGCUUCAUUUGAGGGCACGGUGAGAGUUACCCUAGGCUUCCCAGGGCCUACACGAGUUUCAUGUGAGUGGACAGGUAUGAGCUAAUAAAGUGCUUUGCAAAGUAUAAAACACUA
Prionailurus viverrinus (fishing cat) is the source of this 1679-nucleotide messenger RNA. RefSeq names its product MMP24 opposite strand (gene MMP24OS). NCBI's taxonomy places the organism in Eukaryota, Metazoa, Chordata, Mammalia, Carnivora, Felidae. The coding region runs from base 121 to 288 and encodes 55 amino acids. The record is from RefSeq and is a predicted model, not a curated record. The transcript is spliced from 2 exons.